Messenger RNA from Closterium sp. NIES-65, 1617 nucleotides. The record is from the annotation of a GenBank genome assembly. Lineage: Eukaryota; Viridiplantae; Streptophyta; Zygnematophyceae; Desmidiales; Closteriaceae.
AUGCGGCCCCGUCGCCGCCCAUACGCGGCCCCGUCGCCGCCACUAGCGGCCCCGUCGCCGCCCCCCCCCCCCCCUAGCGGCCCCCUAUUCCUCCAGUGCGAUAGGGCAGACGGCCUCUCCCUGUUUGACCUCACCUCGAGUGCCUCCCCUGCCCUGCCUGCCACUGCAGACAGCACUGUUCGCUCACAGUGGGCGACACGCGAUGCUGCUGCCCAUCUUGCUGUGCAUCGCCACUUACCGACCACUGAGCGUGCGCACUUUAGCCAGUACAAGAGUGCUCAGACCUUGUACGACGCUGUAGUUGCACGCUACUCUUCCCCUGCCACUGCUGCACUGAGCCGCCUCAUGCUACUGUACCUCUUCCCUGACCUUGCUGCCUUUCCCACAGUCGCUGACCUCAUUGGGCACCUCCGCACUAGUGACACUCGCUACCGCACUCCACUUCCCACUGAGUUCUGCGCCAAGAACCCCCCCACCAUGUACAUCACCCUCCACUACAUAGUCACCCGGAUCCCUGACUCUCUUUGCUUAGUCAGGGACCACUUCCUCUCAGUUUGCCCGACCACACUCACCAUUGACGUCCUCGAGGAGCGCCUCCUAGCAGCAGAGAAGAGCAUAGUCGCUGUAGGAGCCUCUCGUGGUGACCCUCGCACCCCCUUCUUUGAGGGGUGUUCCCCCUCCCCCCUCUUGCCCUCUGUUGCUUCUGCUGCUGCUGCCGACCUCGUUGGUUUCUACGGGGUCGGCGCUGCGUCUGCCCCUAGCGGGAGACGCCGCACCGGCAAGGGCAAGGGGGGCAAGGGAGCUGGAGGGACUAGCGGGGGCAGUGGAGGUGGUAGUGGAGGCAGUGGAGGGGGUGGGGGUGGUGGUGGGAGUGGUGGCGGGGGUGGCGGCGGCGGUGGGAGCAGUGGAGGCGGAGGAGGCGGCGGUGGUGGCGGAGGGAGCGGAGGCGGCGGAGGUGGCGGAGGUGGCGGAGGUGGCGCAGGCGGCGGAGGCGGCGACGGCGGCGGCGGUGGAGCUGGUCGCGACUCUGCGCAGAGGAGUGGGUCCGGUGGUGGUCCGCGCCAGCAGCAGCAGCGCGGUCGUAAGACCCUGUCCCCUCAGCAGCUUCGUGAGUGGUACGCUGCGCGUCAGCGCGGUGGGGGUAAUGGUCUCUGCACCUACGUCCUCCGUAUCGGCGACCACGCUGGUGAGCAGUGCGGGGGCCCGCACUCCACCCAGCACUGCUUCGGCCGCCUUACGGACGCGUGGCGUCACCAGUUCCCUGAGGCGUCAGAGAUCUCUCGCUGGGGAGAUCUGUCUAGGGCGGGGUUUGCCAUCUUGCAUCUUGACUAUGAUGCUAUCCUUGACGCCAUGUAUGCUGUGACUACUAGUGUUGAGGGUGACUGUUACCUGUGUGUACCGCCUGACCCGGGCAUUGAGGCUACUGCUCUAGGUGCUGGUGAGGCUGCUGCUCUAGGUGCUAGUGCGUCUGCUGCCCCAGGUACUAGUGCGUCUGCUGCCCCAGGUGCUGGUGAGUCUGCUCUCUCAGGUACUACCAGCCCCCUCUGGCACCCUGUCAGGUCUCUACCUCCCCUCGUUCUCUACGAACUUGGUGAGUGGAGCGGACCUACAGGAUAG